Messenger RNA from Bemisia tabaci, 7197 nucleotides. The record is from RefSeq and is a predicted model, not a curated record. Lineage: Eukaryota; Metazoa; Arthropoda; Insecta; Hemiptera; Aleyrodidae.
AAUGACGAAAAUUCGUGAAAUGUGAUGUCGAAAUGCUGUGUUCAUGCCGCUUUACGUUUACAUAAAAUACGUGUUCGCAACUGUGUGGUUUUGGAUUUCUGUCGUUUCAAUUUAAGUGAAUUUAUCUACCGCCUCAUGAUAAGUGUUAUCCGUAUUAUGCUGCGUAAUUUCUUUCUUACACGCCUCAAAAUCUCUAAUGUUUGAUCUCGGCUCCCACGAUACGAGAUAUCAUGUUUUUAGCGGACUGCUCACGCUGAAAGGCGAGGAAACGCCGCUCCCUUGUACACAAUUUUAGAUUUGACUUCUUAUUUAUUGUAUGAUUAGACGAUACUACACUGUUUCAAGUCAAGUAGAAUCCCAGGAAUUUGCUCCUAGCUGAAAGGGGUUCCUAGGUUUUGCCACUCAUCGUGCUUUGACAGAAAUAUUUGUUGUCAAGUUUGUAAUAAACCUUUGGAUUCAUUGCAAGUUCUUGCAGACCUCUGAUUCUCCAAUGCACGAAUUUUUUUCAGUUAAAUAAGCGCACGUUGUUAAACUCAAAAUGGAACCGGCUCUGUUUAACGAUCAUCUAGAGCGCCUCAACUUGGAAGAUGAGGGGAGUGAUACCGAUGAAGGUAACUCAGUAGAACCCUUACAUGUUGAUGACAUAUACGAUGAUAUUUUAAAUGAUUAUGAUGUUUAUGGCUCUACUCCAACGCGUACUCGGAUUUCAAGAAAAUUGAAAGAAAGGAAGCGAUGGGAGAAAGAGCGAGGGAUAGUGAAGCCGCAAACCUCAAAAACAACCAGAACACGGAAUAGUUCUGACCAGCCAAUAUUUGACUUGGACAAAGGAGAGAGUAGUGAAGAUGAGACUGAUAGCCAAAAAUCAACGAGUAAGGGGAAGAAGCGGCACCUAAAGUUAUUACGUGGCUCAGAGAGAGACUUCAAACUUGACUUCAGUGACAUGAACCACUCUUCAGCGCCUUUUUGCGAGAUAGAGGCAGAAAUGCCAGGCGAGGCCGCUCCCACUAUCAAGGUGGAAACAUGCAAACCCUUCAUGUGCCUUUCCUCAAAACUAGUGCUGUGCCGCAAGUCAGGUCAGAAUGUUCCAUGCAACAUAGAUACAGCCGUCAACCAAGAUAGGCUGAACUUUCAUCAGACGCUCUUACGAAUAGGGAACUGUGACAAAGUAUAUGGACAAGAGCACAUCAAACAGCAAAUGCUGGAUGCAGAAACAUGUAUGCCACAAAAUGACGUCUGGCAGAGCGAACUGAAAGACUUGCUUUGGUUGGAACUUCGGGCAUACUUGGCAGAUCGCACGCCCAGUGAGCAGGAUCAGUUUUUCUGUAGAGAAAGAGAAGGAAUUGGUGAUUUACUCAAAAGUAUCAUGGAAUUCAGGCUGGAUGAAAAGUCUGUAGUUACAGAUGCAGAAAAUGAUGGUAAAUCGCAUUGUUCAAAGUGGUGUUUCAAAAUGUUCUGUACGAAUUGUCAAGAGGUCCAAAAUGUAGCCCUGCGGCGGAUAGAAUCCCUUCUUUUUAAACUGGAAAAUGCAGCAGCCCUUUAUCCUUCAAGUCGAACUUUCGGGAUCCACUAUCCACUGUACGUCAGCAAAGAGUUCACUGCCAAAGUCAAGACCAUGUGUUUAUGGUACAAUCUAAUUAAGCAUAUGAGACUGAAAUUUCUGAUCCUCUGCAGACAAUUGAUUCAGGCAGAAGAGCUGAAUUUCUCAAAUCCAGAGCAACUUUUAAAGAAGUACAUCAAGAACAACUUAAAAACCAAAGGAAUCAAAAGAGCAUUUAAUUUCAUCGAAAAAUUAGAAAAUACUGUUUUGCAAAAAAUUAAAUGGUCUCUAAUGGAAUUAACCGAAGAGGAGUGGGAAAAAAUUGAGAACACCAGCGACAACUGUGAUAUUAGUGAAGAGCUUGAACUGAAAAGACACGGUAUGUGCAGUGAAGAAGCCCAAUCAUUAUGCCUACCUGGAUACCGUUCUUGUUUCUUAUUUAUCGCCCGAAUCCCAUUGUGCGUGAUACACACUUUUCUGUUGAUGAGGCUUAAUAUGAGACCGGAAAAACCUAGUUUGUUGAGUAUUCGCCAGUUAAUCUGUGAAUUGAAAGAAGGUUUGAGGCUCGCUGUAACCGUUCGGAAACAUUACUUGGAGCAGUUUGAGGCAGCCACCCGAGGUGCUCCCCCAGAUGUUAAGGUCGACUCCUACAUAGACUCGUUUGACCAAACAACGCAGAAUGUCUUAGAGAUCUAUUUAAAAUAUUUGUAUCAGUGGGUGUCUAUGAUUCAACAAGAGCAGGUCUGGAAGAAUGUUCUGGAAGAAGAAUGGGGUUUUGCCAAAAAUAUCUCUCCUCACAUUCCUGGUGGUUUAGCCCUGGUGGGCAGUAGUUUUUGCCUUGUCGCUCGAACAAUUUUCCAAGGAAUUGACAACCUUUUUCGCUCCAGUGUGGAUGAAUUGGUCAGCAAGCUGAAAAAUGCCGGUCCAUCAGAAAUAAAGCAUGAAAUGUUCCGAGCGCUCAGAGCAGUUCAGUCUUUAGUUGGCAUAACGCGAGAAAGAGCAUUACGCUCCAUAUGUCUUGUGAAAAUUCUACGCAAAGACCUCGAAAAUGUUGAUCAAGAAAACACCAGACUUUCUCUACACUACAAUGUGAUUACAGAUGCCCUUGUUCAAUUGAAGCAAGAAACGUGCACUCUAUGCGUGACAAUAAAAUAUGUAGUGAAGCAAAUAGAAAAUUCCUGCGUUAUUCCUAGUUCCCUGGACGAAAUUGAAAAUUGUGCCUUGCGCUCUCGAAUUCGAGAAGUACUCAACCAAUUGUUCAAGUUUGCUUUUGAGUAUUACAAAGAAGUUUUUCGAAUGACCUCAAAUUGUAUGCAUACUCAGUUUUCGGAAUGUAUAAUUGGUUUGGCCAACUUAUGGAUCAACUUCGUCAAAGAGCGUUGCGAACAGGGUAGAGGCCUGAAACCAAAAUGGGCGACUCAGGGACUGGACUAUCUUGUCGUAGCAUGCGAUCCUCAACAUACUGAUUACCUGUCUGAUGAAAAAUUUCAGUCUUUCAAAGCAGCUGUCGAAGAUAUCAUCGAUUAUAUCGUUGGAACGCAAGAUAACCAUUCUCCUCAUAUAUGCAAAAAACUUCUCUUCAACUCAUCUCCAAGAAGUCAAGCGUCAACUCCUCCAAUUUUCCCGGCAGCAGGAACUCCACGAUUCAGGCAGCGAUACGAUGGUAGUCACUCAAUCAACGGUUAUGAAAAACGGUUAUCUGUCGAAAGCUGUGAAAACUCUCCGUCUCCGGAAAUUACUUUUGAGCCACUGUCACGUCGCGGUAGAGUUCAGUCAGCAGUUAAGUCACUUGAUAGUGCCAUUGAAAAAAGACUGAAAAAUGAGAACAGGAUUGGAGAAGUCUGUGAAACCUACAACUCCACACUCAAUAUUCACAGCUUUGUCAAGUACCAUACCAUCAACUUCAGUUGGCAGCGUGGGAUCAAAAUCGGUCAAGGCAGAUUUGGCAAAGUUUACACUGUUGUCAAUCAUGAUAACGGUGAGCUUUUAGCAAUGAAAGAACUUCAACUUCAGCCCAACGAUCACCAAGCUGUCACAAAAGUGGUCCAAGAGCUAAAUAUCUUUGAACGAGUCAACCAUGAAAAUCUGGUCCGUUACUAUGGUGUUGAAAUUCACAAAGAAGAAAUGUUGAUUUUCAUGGAGCUCUGUCCUGAAGGAACUCUAGAAAACUUAGUUGCCAGUAUUGAAGGUGGUUUCCCAGAGUCCAUCAUCCGAGGAUAUAUGCGCCAGCUUGUUGCAGGGGUUGAUUUUCUCCAUCAGCAUGGAAUUGUGCAUCGUGAUAUAAAAAGUGCCAAUAUAUUCCUAACCAAAGAAGGGCGUUGUUUGAAGCUUGGUGAUUUUGGAAGUGCUGCUAAAAUGAAAGCACAUUUGACUGUUCCCGGGGAAUUAAUUGGCUUCGUUGGAACGCAAGCCUAUAUGGCACCAGAAGUUUUCACCAAAAACAACACUGUAGGACACGGUAGAGCUGUUGACAUAUGGUCCCUGGGAUGCGUCCUUGUAGAAAUGGCAUCUGGGCAAAGACCCUGGGCGGAGUAUGACUCGAAUUAUCAAAUUAUGUUCAAAGUCGGCAUGGGCGAAACUCCGCAUGUCCCAGAUUCUUUGAGUGACGAGGGCCACAGUUUUGCCAAUUUAUGCUUGCAGCAUUGUCCCAAAGAUCGAGCCACAACCACCGAACUCUCUCAACACUUGUUCUUAAAGAUUGAUAACGACUAGGAAACUGUGGUGCAUCUACAAAAAGCUCUACAUACCUCUGUGAACCUUGGCUACCGCUUCAUCGGCCGAAACUGACUCCUAGCAUAUUACAGUUCAAUUCAAGCACACCUUAUCAAGGUUUUAUGUGUUUUUAGAUGUCGUAUGAAAGCUGAAAUUCAGUCCUUUCAUGCCUGGCCUACAUAUCAUCGGCUACAGUCACCUGCAAAAAUGGCAUGUAGACACAACCCUAAAGCAAUCCUAAGCAUCAACCAGCUAGAAAGUUUAUGCACAACUCUGUAUACAGCUUAGACAAGCUGUAACCAACCCAAGUUAGUUUAGAGUAUUUAGCCACCCAUAGUUCAUUCAACACAAAGCUUCUACAGAGAAAGUUCAAAAGACUUUGUUCCGGAAAAUUUUGAAAUAAUAUCAAUCUAUCGCACUCUGGUGUUUUUUCAUAAUCAUAGUUUCCAGCACUUUUCAAGUUUCUUCUAAUUAAUAAGUGAAGUAGAAUAUAACAAACUAGAACCAUUUUCAAUUACUAAUAUUUUCAAGGAUGAUGCAUGCUUCUUAAAUAAAAUUUUCUAUCAUGAAGUUUCAUUCAAGUAAUAGCAAUGGUAGAAAAUGCAGUAUCUUCUUUUUGCAUUGCUACAUAUUUUAAUAACUUUUUAAAAUUUCAAUUUUUAUCCUCCAUAUGCAACUGAUAGUUAUUAAAAGUUCUGACAUCAGUUAUUUAAGUCAGUAUUGAAGAAUAUAUAACAAUUAUAACAUUCCCCUGUUGUUAGUUGUGUUUAUUGGAAGAAGUGCAGGGAGGUUAAUAUUUUUCUGAUCUCAGAUCUUGUUUUACACUUGUGGUUGACUGUCCAAAAUACUAAAUGAUCGAUAAUUACAUAUAUAAAUAAUUUCCGAGACGAUGCUAAAGCUCCUUAAAUUUUUUCUCCUUUUUUAGUUUAGAAAAAUGUGUACAAUACAUUAAAUAUCAUACACACCUUUUCAUCCUGUUUUCCAUUCAUCGUUUUACUUUAUAAGUAAUUUAUUUUCUUAGUUUUUAUCUAUCCAUUUGUUUUAAACCCAGUGAUCAAAAAAAAAAUUGUUACGUUAUUGUUCAAUUGAAAGCUUUCAUGCUGAUUUCAUAACUGUUCUUGUGUUGCACACUACUAUUUUUAUUGACUCGAUUUUCCUUGAUAUCCUCUCUCUGUAAUUCUACAGACUUUUUUGCUGUUUUUCUAGUAUCAGUCAUCAUUUUUAUUUUGCUGAGGAGCGAAGGCCUCUACUUACCACUAGUAGUCGUCAUUGUUGUCAAAUAUUAAUCUAGUUUUUUCUUUUUUUCGUGCUGUGCCAUUUGCUUUUCUCUUGCGUUUUCUCUCCUCUUCUCUUGUGCACAUAAUUAUUACUCUUGGAUCUUCUGAAAAUAUUAGAAAUUAGCUUUGAAUAUUUGCGUGCAGCUAAGUAGGUAUCAACUACCUAAUAGAAUUACAUAUAUGCACCGAUAGUAAAAUAAACAGAAUCACAUAACCAAAUAUAUUUUUAAUUUUAACUAUCUUUUAGUGUUCUGUAACUUUCCACUGAGCUUACUGCCCCAAUUUUUAGUAGAUCUUUCUGGUUCUCCUAGAAGGGCACCCUCUUUUUUUUCCUACUGAUAUAGAAAGUUUUCUUUCUCUCCAAUCAGUGCACUCAGUCUUUUUUUUUCUUUUCAUAGGACUGAUUUAUUCUGGGGUCUUUGUAAAAAAGAGCACUCUUUUGCCGUCAAAUAUGUAUCCUGCAAACAACAUUUAUCUUUUUAACUAUUUUCUUUUUUCUUUUAUAAAAAAAGACAUAUAAAUCAUUUAGACUCCGUGUUAAUAAGUCUGCCCAGCAGUUGAGAAGUUGUUUUUAUCUUAAAAAAGUGUGCCUUUGAAUCCUUUUAUUAAUUUAUUUUCUUCAAAAGACAUUCACUCUUUGUACCUUAACUGUCAGUUUGUGUUUACUGUACCAAGCAGGAUAGUGAUUUAAAUUGGCUCCCAACUUCAAGCAUCCUCCUAGAAAUAUUCUUAGUUUGUAAAUUUUUUAUCCCAAGGCUGGGAUAUAGUAUUACUGACAAUUUUACAGUCAAUCCCUUGUGAAAAGCAAUCAAUCCCUUGUGGAUUGCAAUCAAUCUGUAUACGGAAGAAGCUUUUAAAUAUUCAAAUUAGUUUUCUCAUUACUCCUUCACACAAAAUGACGUUUUAGAUAUUCCUUUAAGUUUUGUGUUUGCAAAAUUAAUCUGUAGGGGGGAUAUAUUGAAACAUCACAUCUAGAAUGGAUUUUGUCACGUAUUUUUCAAAAGCUAUAAAUUAAACCAAUGUGUUCCAUGCCUUUCGAUUCUUUUUGCGUAAAGGAAGAUAGUUAAAACUUGUGAAUUAAAUAUUACUGAUAAGAAUUUUACUCACACCUAUCUCUCUCUUUUUAAUUUCUGAUCAAGCGCCUAAAUUUUGAAAAGCAUUUAUUCCAGGCCCUCGUGUUUCCUUUUGUGGAAAGGAUAGGAAUUCUGUGCAAUCAGAAAAGCAUAAAUAGAUGUGAUGAAAUCCCACUGAUAGUUGUCCAAAAAAUGUCUACAAAUGCCUCACAAGAGCAACCAAAGAUAUUUAAACAGAUAUUUCAGAAUUAUUGUUACUCCAUAGAAGAAUAUGCACACUCUUCAAGAUCAGCUAUUGGUCUUCUGAUCAUUCUGAUCCAUCACCAAGCUUUAAUAGUUUUUAAACAAUUUUUUUUUUUUUUUUUUUAUAUGGUUCCUGCAAAGUCAUAUUGUUCAAGCAAACUCUUGCUCAUAAACUUACUGUUGUUUCAUUAUAAUUAUUGAAAGUUUAUUGUUAUUAGCUUAAAAUAACUUUAUUUUGGUCUCAUUUUUAUUUUUACUUAAUGUUGUAUCAGAAGAUGUGAGAAAUCAUAUCAUUAUUUUCAAAGCUUUGACUUUUUCGGGUACAUCCUGAAAUAAAAUUUCCGUUUAUAAACUU